GUGCGCGUGUGUGCGUGCCCACUCAUGGCAGCGGACUAUGACGGCUCGUAGAUUUGACAGCUAGCUCAAUGCGGGUACAGACGUUCAUUUAUAUGACGAGCGAUGUAAUUUCGUGAAAAUAUAGUUGGCGGUUUAUUUACGUGCGAAAUAGUGACGUUUCAGUUUCGGAAGUUUCAGUGGGGAGCAACCGUAAGUUUUCCCGCAAACUUGAACUUGAGUUCGCAAGGACUCUACUUUGCGAUUGAUUUGUGAAUAUGUUCGCAAUUAGAUGCGCUCCGUUGAAAAUCUGUAUAAAGGGUAGCGACGUGAAUAAAAUAUCGCUCCCGCUUUAUUGACCCUUAAUGCUCCGGAGCACUUCCUGAUAAACGAAAAAAUGAAUCGACAGCUAAUAGACUUAAUGGAAAUAAAUCAGAUAGUACGACAAAGGAGGUGAUAUAGACUCGUGCCUUAUAAAAUAAAGUGAUGUGAAGAAAACUAAAACGUAAUAUAUAAGUGAAAACAAAGUGACAUAUUUACAGGAAUGUUUGAUAAGAAUUAAUAAAGUGCAUUAUUUACAUAUAUUUAUUGAUUAGCCGAGUUUCUGAUGAGGAAGUAUUGUUUGCUGACACAUCGUGAAUCAGCAGAGCUAUCAAAAACCGCUGUGUAGUGAAUGGAAUCCGAAGUGUCCGUGUGGUGACUAGUACUGUGAUAGUGUCGGCCGAUCCGGCCGAGAACCUGCGACGGAAGAUCCGGACGCCGGCCACGCGGGCGGCGCGCCCGCGAUGAGCGCCAACAACUGCGACAGCAUGACAUAUUUCUCUAACGCCUACAUGCCCGACAUGCGCAACGGAGGCGGACACGACCACCAGCAGGCGCACGCGCACUACGGUGCCGUGCCGCAGCAGGGACACGACAUGGACGGCUGCGACCAGCAGCUGCGGCCGGCGCAGCACCACUACCCGGCUCAGCCGGCGCCAGGCAUGCCCUACCCCAGGUUUCCGCCCUACGACCGGCUGGGCUACUACCAGCAGAUGGAGCAGAACGGCUACCGGCCCGACAGCCCCACGCAGAUGGGGCACAACAUGGGCCCCAAGACCGACGGGUACGGGCCCAACGGUCACCAACCCCCCGCCCCAGCGGUGUACACGUCGUGCAAGCUACAGGCGGCGGCGGCGACGGCGGGCGGAGUGCCGGGCAGCCCGCCGCUGGAGCAGGCGCAGCAGAUGCCGCACCACAUGCACCCGCAGCAGCACAUGGUGCAGCACGGCGUGCCGCCGCACCAGCAGCACCUCAUGUACCCCGUGGACGACAUGCAGCACCAGACGCAGAUGCCGCCCAUGCACCAGCAGGCCAUGCACGCGCAGCAGGCGCCGCCGCAGCAGCCCCCACCUAACACUAACGCCUCGUUGCCGAGCCCCCUCUAUCCCUGGAUGAGAAGUCAAUUUGAGCGGAAGCGGGGUCGUCAGACGUACACCCGGUACCAGACCCUCGAGCUGGAGAAGGAGUUCCACUUCAAUCGGUACCUGACGCGGAGGAGACGAAUCGAGAUCGCGCACGCCCUCUGCCUCACCGAACGCCAAAUCAAAAUCUGGUUCCAGAACCGACGCAUGAAGUGGAAGAAGGAGAACAAGACCAAAGGGGAACCCGGCUCCGGAGACGAGCCGGACAACAUGAGUCCGCCCACGUCCCCCCAGUAGUCCAGCGGUCCAAGCCCGGAUCGAAUCGGUUUCGGUGUCCGUUAUUUUUCUGUUGCGAUCGACCGGAGUUAGAACAGUUUAAUUUGUAUAAAUCGUAUGUUGGACUUACUAUUACAUAACUAAUACGUAACUUAGUGAUUCGAAGUAAUAAUGAUAGUGUGAUGAAGAGAUUUUUACAGUCGUUAAGAGUAAAUUAAUUUAUAGAAGGAACUCUCAAUACCAAUAAUUACCAAAAAUCCAUGUAUAUGACUAGUGUACAUCAGUAAAGAUGUGAUCGCAUACAAUAAUAGCCGAGCGACAGACUCCAGUAUUUUUUUUAAUUUAACUUAUUUAAAGUGCUCGAUAUUUUGUGAAAGUGACUACACGACGCGUUAUAAGUAUUUAUUGAAUCUCCCCGGGUCGAGCACUCGAAAACUUCUUAUUUAUAGAAUCACAAAACCACAAGGACCUCUUAUAAUUAACCAUUGAUAAGAAGGCAAUUAGUAUGGAUAUUGUUAUUAUUUAAUAUAUUUGAUGUUUUAUUUUAAUUAAGCUAUCGAAACGCUAUUCUGUACAUAUUAAAAUAAUAAUUUUUAGAUUUUACGAUUAUGUACAAUUGUUUUAGUGUGAAUAUGAAGGCAACGACUCUCCUCGGCGUGCCGCAGGAGAUAGUGUAAUGUGGAUGUUCUCUGAUUCUGUUUGUAGUCGGGAAGGCCAGUUCUACGUGCAAUGUAUACGAUUUUCGAAAACACAUAUACGUAAUUUAAAAUCAUAGGGAUAUCAUAAAUUAAAUGGCGAUGCAUAUUUCUAUAUACUUUUGUAACGUCUAAUGUUUUAAGCAGUCUACUUAAGUCCUAUUUAAAUUCGAAACAGAGAGAUUCACUAUGUAUUUAUAGUAAAUGAAAGUUACCUUCAAUUUGUAGGGACGUAUCUUAUGUUUUCUUCCUGACCUGUGUUACGUAUAGGUGAAAUGACAUAAUAUACAGUAUACCAAAGUUAGUGAAUAAACUUCUGAUAAACCCUUUUAUAUAUUGCCUCCUCACUCGAGGGAUGUCUCGAUGCAAAACCAAUAAUUAUUAUUUGACUUAUUUGUUAAUAAAUCCAGACAGACAAAAUAUAUUAUUAAAAAUCGAUUAAUCCAAAGAUUUAAUCAAUGUUAUAGACAAAAUAUAUUAUCAUAGUAGCUCUUUGAAUCUGUAUUACUGUACCAGCACCUAUUUGUGAAUUUUUUAAUUUGUAAUGACCAAAAAGUAGAUAAUGCUUGAUCUCGUGACUGUAUAAUUUUAGUAACAUAUUAAACUGUACUUAAUAGUUUAACUUUACUAGACUUUAUUCUUACUAUCUAAUAGUAUAUUUAUCAAACUGUGAGCUGAUAUUAAUUUAAGUGGUUUUUUAUUAAAUUAGUAGACCAUAAUGAUUCUGCGACUAGAAAAUGCCUGUUUAUAAGACUUUUUUCAUCUUUUACCGCAAUUUUCUGAAAAAUAAUACCAUAGAAACUCCGAAAAAAAUGUUAUUGGUUUUGUGUCUAGAUAUUUAACUAUUCGGCCGACAAAUAUACGAAUCUUGAAGACUUAUGUAAAGGUAUUUUUAUAAAAUCAUUGCCUGAAAAAACCUAUAUACGUAAAAAAUAUCAAUUAAUAUUUACUCAUAACUUACUAGUGUUACUGUUGAAAUCGCUGAGUGCCCUUUGAAAGGUUGGAUUGGGAUUCAAGUUAUACGUUUUAUCGAAUAGUGUAUACUAUUUAUUGUAAAUUGUUUUUUUACAUAGAUUGUAACUAGCGAAUGUUUUAUGAACUCAGUGAGCCCGUUUUUUUAUUUGUGCUGUGUUCGUUAAGUGUAAAUUGUAAUAACUGUAUAUUGUCGAUAUUUUUACAAAAUAUUUAUUUAUUUUGCUUAAUUAGGUUUACACAACAAUGUUCUAUCUGGCCAGAACGUUUUGCUCAAUCAUGGAUUCCUGUGAAUUUUGUUUGCCGACUUUGCGAUGAUUUGAUCCACUUUGAAUUUGAAGGCAAGCUAUUCGAAAUUCGUGCCAGAUAGAAGUGUUUCAAUUGGAGAAUAAGUUAAUCGGAUGAAAUUAAGUUGGAUUAGGUGCCGACUGUCCAUGACAUUAAACGAGAAGGGUACCGAAACGAUAGGCUACCUGAGAAGGUUUUAUUUACCAUUAUUUCCUAUCGAUCAAAAUUUAUGAAAUAUAAUUAUAAUUAGUAACUUAAUAAGGUUAGGCGAGACGAUAUUGUCAUAAAUAUAUAAAUACAUGAAAUUAAUAAAGCAUAAUGAUUGUA
Molecule: messenger RNA, 3937 nt
Organism: Aricia agestis (brown argus)
Lineage: Eukaryota; Metazoa; Arthropoda; Insecta; Lepidoptera; Lycaenidae
Product: homeotic protein antennapedia-like
Exons: 3
Coding region: 762-1676 (304 amino acids)
Biological process (GO): anterior/posterior pattern specification; negative regulation of transcription by RNA polymerase II
Cellular component (GO): nucleus
Molecular function (GO): RNA polymerase II cis-regulatory region sequence-specific DNA binding; DNA-binding transcription factor activity, RNA polymerase II-specific
Source: RefSeq, a predicted model, not a curated record